Molecule: messenger RNA, 243 nt
Organism: Macrosiphum euphorbiae (potato aphid)
Lineage: Eukaryota; Metazoa; Arthropoda; Insecta; Hemiptera; Aphididae
Source: the annotation of a GenBank genome assembly
AUGCGGCGUAGUACAAAAGUGGACAAGGCGCAGCAACAGCAAAAGCAACAACAGGUGAACGACAAAGUCAGCGACCGUGAAGACGCCGACGACGUCUAUACCGCGAUUAGGCGAUCUUUGGUGUCGGUAGUAACCGCGGCCGUGACGUCCGGCUCUCUCAAACUGCGACCCAACUGUUUGGAACUGUUCCGUGGUACGUUUGUGUUGGGUGAACCCGGACGUUGUGGUCAACCGGUUCCCUAG